AUGGCGCCCUCGAUGGAAUCUAGGAAACGCAAGGCUGUCACAAAAGAUAUCGAAGGAGACACGCAUAUUGUAUCCGGCGAGGAGUUUCGCUUCGACUCCUCCGCAUCCAAGAACUCAGACGAUUCGGAAAUUGAACUUAUUGACGACGUCAGUGACGAAAGCGAAGAUGAGUCGAUCGAUGGCGAUUUGAUACCGAAAGGCCAACUGCCGCUUCAUACUAAGAAUGGGAAACGAGGAAAGGCCGGUAAUUCCUCGUUAGAGAACGGUGGGGUUGAAGUUCAGGAUGAAGAUGAAGAAGCUGUCAAUUUCCGUAUAAUGAAGGAUGCAAAUGGCAACGAACGAUAUGUCUAUGAUGAGAUAGACCCCGAUGACAAUUCCGAUCUCUCUGACGGGGAUGAAAAUGGGAACACAAUUGGCAAUAUCCCCACUUCGUUUUACGACGCCUACCCUCACAUUGGUUAUAACAUCAAUGGCAAAAAGAUCAUGCGUCCUGCGAAGGGAGAAGCACUGGAUGCGCUUCUCGAUACCAUUGAAAUACCCAAAGGUUGGACCGGCUUGACUGAUCCAGCUACAGGAAAACCGCUACAGUUGAGCCAGGAGGAGUUGACUCUCCUCAGCAAAUUACAAAUGAAUGAGGUCACUCAAGAUGGAUACAAUCCAUAUCAGCCCACUGUCGAGUAUUUCACAAGCAAAGAGGAGAUCAUGCCACUAAGCGCCGCCCCUGAGCCCAAAAGGAGAUUUGUGGCGUCGAAACAUGAAGCCAAGCGAGUGAUGAAGAUGGUAAAGGCGAUUAGAGAAGGAAGAAUAUUGCCGUACAAAGCGCCUGAGGAGGAGGACGAGUCGAAAGACAACAUACAGACCUUUGAUCUCUGGGCCAACGAGACCCCCCGCGACGAUCACCCAAUGCAUAUCCCAGCGCCAAAGCUACCCCCACCGGGCUACGAAGAGAGCUACCACCCUCCACCUGAAUAUCUACCCGACGAAAAGGAGAGAAAAGCCUGGGAAAAACAGGACCCAGAGGACCGCGAGACUCCAUUCUUGCCUAAAGAUUAUGGCUCCCUUAGGAAAGUUCCCGGAUUUGAAACAUUUGUUAAAGAAAAAUUCGAACGCUGUCUCGACCUGUAUUUGGCACCCAGAGUACGCAGGAAUAAAUUAAAUAUCGACCCGAGCAGCUUACUACCCAAAUUGCCGAGCCCCGAAGAAUUGAAGCCGUUUCCAACCACCUGUUCAGCGCUAUUCCGAGGCCACAAGGGUCGCGUUCGGAGUGUUGCUGUUGAUCCAACAGGGCUAUGGUUGGCCAGUGGUGGAGAUGACGGUACAGUUCGCGUGUGGGAACUUCUUACAGGUCGCCAAUUAUGGAGCGUGCAAUUGAACGAUGACGGACCAGUCAAUGUGGUCCGGUGGAGGCCUGGAAAGGACGAAGUUGUGCUAUCUGCCGCUGCAGGAGAAGCCGUAUACCUAAUGAUACCAGAUAUCCUAGGCCCUGAGCUUGAAUCAGCCAGUCUCGAAGCCGUGGAUGCUGGAUGGGGCUAUGCGGCUACGACUUCUAAAGGGGCUCAAAGCACCGAACAGAAAGCGUCCAAGGUCCAAUGGGCCCGUCCACUACCCUCUCUCGCUGACAAUGGGGUAUAUGCUACCAUACCGCUGGGUCACAAUGUCAAGUCGAUAUCAUGGCAUCGUCGUGGUGAUUAUUUUGUCACAGUUUGCCCUGCCUCAUCGACACCAGUCUCGCUCGCUGUUGCGAUCCAUACCCUUUCCAAACACUCAACACAGUACCCGUUCCGCAAACGUAUCAAGGGAGGUGGCCCUCCUCAGACAGCCCAUUUCCACCCCGCCAAGCCCAUCCUUUAUGUUGCAAAUCAACGCACUAUCCGAUCUUAUGAUCUUUCCCGGCAGACUUUGUUGAAGAUCCUUCAACCUGGCGCUCGCUGGAUAUCAUCCUUCGAUAUUCAUCCAACGUCCUCCAUAACUUCGGGAGACAAUCUGAUUGUGGGAUCCUAUGAUCGUCGCCUCCUGUGGCAUGAUGUUGACCUAUCCGAUCGGCCAUAUAAAGCUUUACGUUAUCAUAGUAAAGCCAUUCGUGCAGUGAAGUACCACCCCCGCUACCCACUUUUCAUCGAUUGUAGUGAUGAUGGGCUGCUUCAGAUUUUCCACGGCAGCGUCACUGGCGACUUAAUGAGCAAUGCCAACAUUGUGCCAUUAAAGGUUCUCCGUGGUCAUAAAGUCGUUGGAGAUUUGGGUGUACUGGAUGUUGACUGGCAUCCUAGGGAGGCGUGGUGUGUCAGUGCUGGUGCAGAUGGUACUUGUAGACUUUGGAUGUAG
Messenger RNA from Arthroderma uncinatum, 2322 nucleotides. RefSeq names its product eukaryotic ribosome biogenesis protein 1. NCBI's taxonomy places the organism in Eukaryota, Fungi, Ascomycota, Eurotiomycetes, Onygenales, Arthrodermataceae. Gene Ontology annotation, molecular function: protein binding; ribonucleoprotein complex binding. Gene Ontology annotation, cellular component: PeBoW complex; preribosome, large subunit precursor. Gene Ontology annotation, biological process: ribosome biogenesis; maturation of LSU-rRNA from tricistronic rRNA transcript (SSU-rRNA, 5.8S rRNA, LSU-rRNA). The record is from RefSeq and is a predicted model, not a curated record. The transcript has a single exon. The coding region runs from base 1 to 2322 and encodes 773 amino acids.